This is a messenger RNA of Rotaria socialis, 747 nucleotides long. NCBI's taxonomy places the organism in Eukaryota, Metazoa, Rotifera, Eurotatoria, Philodinida, Philodinidae. The record is from the annotation of a GenBank genome assembly.
AUGUCAUUCAAAAGUUGGAAAGUUAUAAAAUGUCGUACAUGUCCUGAUAGCGAUGCAUUAGCAACAUGGACUUCAUCAAUCGAUGAACGUUGUUAUGCUUCAUCGAUGGCAUCAAUAUUUUUUCCACAAGAUCAGUUGAAUAAAAGUGCUAUUACUAAUUCAUUUAUAACAACAAUUUGCCUUCCAAAUCAGUAUAUUAUGAACAACGAGGUAAAAUACGCAAAUUAUUGCCUGGAUAUAGCUCUUAAUAGAUCAGAUACAGCCUGUUCAGUUAGAACUUACAAUCCUGACUAUUGUCACUGCGAUUAUACUGCUUCAACUAAAGCAAUUGUAGCUACGACAAUUUUAUCAGCAUUAUCACUUGGAAUAUUAUUGUUUUUAACACAUUUCGUAGCUCUUGUGAAUAUAGAUUAUGUAUUACGAUGGCUAAUUCCACUCUGUUUUGGUCUUAUGAUUUUCUCUAUUAUAUUUAUGAUUGCAACUUUAAGUAUUGCUGGUGCAAGUCUAGGUGAAGAUCUUGAAGAACUUCGUUAUCAAUGGUCUUUAUUUAAACAAGCCUAUCCUGAGAAGACAUUGAUUGAUGCGUGGCAACAAGAAUUGAACAAUCUAACGCGUAUUAACUAUAGUGUCUCAAUUGGAUGGUGUUUUGGAAUGGAAAUUGUAUCACUUUACUUUGCUCUUAUUGCAUUAGUUGUUUAUGCUCUUAUAUUUCAAGCAAAGAAACGACCUGAACCAAAGAACAAAUAA